AUGAACAGCUCCGCCGACCUGUUGGAAUAUGCGGGAGGGUUCCAGGCGCUCAAAGAAGCGGAGCUCAGAGUCGCCCUGCCCGUUGUGCUGGGAGUCAUCUGCUUGGUAGGCUUGGCUGGCAACACCAUGGUGGUCGCCGUCUUGAUGCACGACUUCAGGCAAGCCAAGAGCUCGGUGGCCAACGGUCUGAUCGUCCUGCUGAGCGCUACCGACCUCCUGAUCCUGCUUUUCUGCGCGCCGCUCCGGGCAGUCACCUACUCCCGACCCAGCUGGUCCUUCGGCUGGCUCCUAUGCAAGUCUUCCGACUACUUUCUUCAGGCAUGCCUGUCGGCAAAAAGUUUCACCCUGGCCGCGGUGGGACACGCCCGCUACCAGCACGUCGCCAAACCCAAGAACUACAUUGACUUUAAAUGCCGGCGCUUGGUUGCAUUAACCUGUUCCAUUUGGUCUUUGUCUUGCCUCCUACCCAUCCCUCAUUGGCUGUUUGCCGACCUCAGACGCCGAGGAGCCGAGAUCUCAUGCGUGUUGGAGAUCCCAGCCCACGCUUGGCAUUUCAUGACUGCUUUCGGAGUGGCUUACCCUCUCGCCGUCUAUCUCAUGCCCGUCAGCUUCGCCAUGGCUUGCCUGGUUAGGGCACUAGUGAAGAGCAAGCCUGGGAGAAACAGGACCCCAAACCGCAGGUACGAGAUCCGCAGGGUAACCGUCAUGUUGCUGGUCCUAAGCGGGGCUUUCGCUGUCAUGCGGCUCCCGGAGUGGGUGGCUUGGACCUGGAGCAGACACCGGGGCUCGUUCAGCCCGGGUCCCCCCACCGCCUUGCUGGUGUUGGGUCAAGUCCUCACCCUGGCCAACUGCACGGUUAAUCCCUUUGUUCUUCUCGCUGCUUCCGAGGACUUCAAGGACGGCGUGCGGAGCGCCUGGGCCGUGGCCACUCGGAGGGGAGCGGGCGGGCAAGCGCGGACCUCCAGCUUUGCCCAGAAGGUAUGCGCCACCAUCCCGCACUCAGGCGCCGCCAGUUCCCUCUGCGCCCUGCCUACCAUCUCCGCCCGAGAAGACGUGCCCAUUUGCCGGGACCUGGCCCAAAACAUCCCUCCCGACGUCCAGCACUUUUGGCAACAUAGGAAGAAUGCGGCACCAGUGGACAACAACGACCCUGUCCCUUGGGAAAGUCAAGAACAGGCUUAA
This is a messenger RNA of Hypanus sabinus (Atlantic stingray), 1182 nucleotides long. RefSeq names its product G-protein coupled receptor 151-like. The record is from RefSeq and is a predicted model, not a curated record. Gene Ontology annotation, cellular component: membrane. The transcript has a single exon. The coding region runs from base 1 to 1182 and encodes 393 amino acids. Lineage: Eukaryota; Metazoa; Chordata; Chondrichthyes; Myliobatiformes; Dasyatidae. Gene Ontology annotation, molecular function: G protein-coupled receptor activity. Gene Ontology annotation, biological process: G protein-coupled receptor signaling pathway.